Molecule: messenger RNA, 2445 nt
Organism: Anthostomella pinea
Lineage: Eukaryota; Fungi; Ascomycota; Sordariomycetes; Xylariales; Xylariaceae
Source: the annotation of a GenBank genome assembly
AUGCGGUCGCAAGUAACCCGCCAUGUCUUGCGACGCCUUCCUGCUGGCCGGGCACCAGGCACCUUGCCUCUCUAUACCUCCCUCCCGAGACCUACUUUCCGCACAUAUCCGGUCGGGUGCCGAGUCCCAAGGACAGCACAGCGCAGGACCUUCCUGAAGCUGUUCCAAAAGCCACCCCGAACCUUGAAGGAACUCGGGACUGAGCCGGGCUACGAGACCCUACUCCAGCAUCGCGCUGCAGAAAACGACAAUCUUCGACCUCCCCCUGAGCCAGAACUGGCGAAGGCAUGGCGUGACUUCUUUGGCCACAAGACUCGAUAUGGACGCGCAGUGAACUCGACACAAGCCAUGUGCGCUCACGGUGUGCUUAGACAUCUUUGUCAACAGGAGAGGCCCGCCAAAGAUGCGCACCUCACCGUGCAAGACCUUCGAACUGCCAUGCAGUGCCUGUCCAAGCCGCCCCGUGACGACGCGACUCACCACCUCGAACUCUCCAGGAUGCUGUACAAGGAAAUCAGGAGGAGGGUACUGGGCGUGAGGCCGGGACCUGCCCAUGACACCGAGCUGGAAUCUCGUAUGAAGCCCAUUGACACAUUCGACUACGAGCACGACCUCCGUUCGCUGCUAGUGGCCCUAUCACAGUAUGGCAAGGCCUUGAAAGCACGAGACCUAUUGGUGAAAUACUACGAAAGGUUGAACGGCGUUGACCAAUACCGUGCCCGGCGCAAUUGGAUGCCUGUCUUACGCGGGCUAGCCAAGGAAGGUCGCGGACAAGCGCUGAAGGAUCUCGUCUUUCUGGCGGAAACAUAUCGUAUUAGGUAUAACCCGGAAUUCCAGGCGGUUCUGACGGGGUUCUUUGCGCACACAGAUAAUGCCAGCGAGACCAAGUCCUGGUUUCACUAUCCGAUGAAGGGGGGCGACAAGGGGGACGUAGCACCUGGUACAUACUACGACGUUCUCCAAUUCGCUCUUCGCAAUAAUGAGCAAGAGUGGGCAAUGGCCAUCUACCAAAGCCUGAUUAAGAAGCUAGAGUCUGGCUCGCCUCAGGAAGCCAAGCUGUCUUGGGAUACGGCUUUCCAGUGGGCAGUGUUACUACUUGGGAAAGGAAUCGACCACGUUGAGCAUAUGAUCAGAGUCGCCCAAAAGAUACCUGGCAAAUCCCAGUACCAGCCCGAUAUAGAGACGAUCAACGGUCUUCUGAAGGCCGCCACUGACAAGGAUGACCCAUACUUGGCUGAGAGAGUCGUCUCCUUGUCGAAGGACCUGCGAUUGGAGCCCGACUUCCAGACCUAUACACUACAACUGGAUUAUCGAAUCCGGGCCAAGGACCUUGCCGGUGCGUUCAGAGCCUACCAAGCACUGCAGAGCCUGGAAGAGCCUUCAGGAGACAUGGAGAUGCCCGUGUUGAACAAGUUCAUCCGUGCGCUCUGCUCGGAAGCGAAACCAGAGUACGAGCAAGUCCUUGAAGUCACCAGCUAUUUGGAACAACGGCACAUAACAUUGGAACCCGAGACAGUGGUAUCCAUCUGCAUGGCUUUCUUGAAGAAUGACGAGACAUACGAGGUGAUCGACACACUCUCACUACACACGGUUCAUUACAGUAUCACGGAGCGUCAUCUGGUGCGAAAAGCUUUCGUCGAUUAUUGUUUAGACAAGACGGUCAGUACAGCACGAGUCUGGGAUGCAUAUGCAUUACUACGGCAAUUCUUCCCGGAAGUGGAAAACGAGGAUCGAGUCUCGAUUAUGGAUGCCUUUUUCGACAGAGGACGUGCAGACAUGGCUUGCCACGUCUUCGGCCACAUGCGCUCCCAUGGCAAUCCCAUGCACCGCCCUACGCUGGAGGUGUAUGUUCGUUGUUUUGAGGGCAUCGGGCGAUGCCCUGACCUUGAGAGCUUGAAGAUGGUCCACAACAUGUUGAAGAUGGACACGACAAUCCAACCUAACACACUGCUGUACAACUCACUCAUGAUAGCUUACAUUGCUUGCGACACCUCGCACCAGGCUCUGGACUUCUGGAAUGAGAUUACCAACUCCCCCGAAGGACCGUCAUAUUCGACACUCGAGCUCGUGUUCAGAGCGUACGAAGUCGCUCCGUACGGCGAUGAACCCUCAAGAGAGCUGUGGGAGAAAAUCAAGAGGAUGGAGAUCGAUGUGCCGAUACAGGUCUACUCAGCCUACAUGACGGCCUUGGCCGCACAUGGUCAGCUGGCCGAGGUGAAGGUGCUCAUGGAGGGCGCAGAGGACGUAACUGGAAAACGUCCAAACGUCCACACCCUUGCCUACACAUACAAUGCGCUGCCGUCGCCAGAACUGAAGGACGAGUUCGAGGCCUGGGCAGAGUUCGAGUACCCGCCAACGUGGGAGGCCCUCAAGAAGAAGUACAAAAGGAGGGCAGACGCAGAGGGGUUGAGGACCUUCAGACUCCCGCGGCCGUGGAAGGCGUGA